AUGGGCUUUUAAUGGGACAUUCGGAACAAUCAUGAACAUUGUGACAGCCACACAGGAUGGACCAAAAACUGUGAAUCUCAUUGGACUUGCGCUGGACAAUCAAAAUUCUGGGCAAAAAUUUCGCAGAAAAAUACAAGGAUCCUCAGACAACCUGGUAUAUAUUGAGAAAUGUGAAGAAUCCACAAGUAAAAAAGGAGUUCUUCGCAGGCAAUUUCCAAUGAAGUUGGCCUUUGCAUGUACAGCUCACAAAGUACAAGGCAUGACAAUGGAGUCAGCAGUAGUAUGCUUGAAGCGUGUUUUCGAACCUGGAAUGGCCUAUGUUGCACUCAGCCGCACAACCUCACUUAAAGGACUGUACAUCACAGACUUUGAUGAAAGGAAAAUCUAUGCUGAUCCUGCCAUCACAGAUGCACUCAAAAAUAUGAGACAUGCAUCAUUUGAGAAUGCAAGACCACUGUUGCAAUUCUUAAAAUCAGUAGUUCCCACAGUCCCCACGUUGACAAUUAUCCAUCACAAUGCACAAGGUCUCCCAACUCACAUGGAGGACAUGAGAUGCCACCAUGAACUCAGCCUUGCUGAUGUUUUAUGUAUCACAGAAACUCACUUGUCUGGAUCAUCUGUUUCUCCCCGCUUCCAGCUGGAACAAUACAACAUGGCCACACGCAACAGACACGUCUCUUACACAAACCAUACAGACAUGGCAAAGGUAAAUGGCGGUGGAGUUGCAAUGUACUACAAGACAAUUCUUACAGCAGAGUCUCGAAAAUACCUGCAAAAUGUGACUGACCUUGAAUUUGUUUUUGUCAAGGUUGAAUCGCCAGUCACAGCUUUGAUAGCAACUGUAUACAGGCCGCCAAAUUACAACCACGUGAGGUUUUUACCACAAAUGCAAUGUCUUUUGGACUCAUUGGAAAUGAUGAAUUGCCAACCAAUUAUUGUUUGUGGAGACUUCAAUGAGGACCUUAUGAGCAGAGGAAAAAACCCCAUCCAAGAACUGUUUCAGUCAAGAGGAUAUGCACAACUUAUUACUGCUGCAACUACCGAAAAACACACAUUGAUUGAUCACCUUUACAUAUCACAGCCAUAUGCCUGCCUCCAAUCAGGUGUUCUGAAUACAUAUCACAGUUAUCACAACCCCAUUUAUUGUGUAAUUCACUAACACAAAAUGACUGCAAGGUUGUGAGGGAUAUGGACUUGCCAAGUGUGGGCUGUGUCGCCCAUUCCUUUCUACCCUGUGUGAAUGAGGAUCUGCUGUCUCAGUGCAGCGUGACAAAGACCCUGCCCAAUGAAAGGAAGAUUGUAGGCCAUUUAAACACUCCCUAUUGGCCUACUGUUGCCUAGAAGUCAUACAGAUGGACCUAAAUAUGGAUAUCAACAUCUACAGCAAGAUGUACAGAACAGCAGCCUCUACAUGGUGCGAAGCCUACUGCAACAAAAACGUGAUCUUAGUGUCUUUGCAACUGAGCACACUCUACCAGCAACACUGACAGCUCACCAGUGGGAGCUGAUAGAUAAGACUGCUCUCAUCCAUUGAAGAGCUGACCAGAAACGUGAACAGAAAGACUGCAACUGCACCUGAUGGGAUCCCUGCCAUAACAGAUGUGUUCUGUCCAGUGAAGGCAGUGGAGAAGCCCUACACUGAUGUUGAAACUGUGCCACUCUUCUAGAAACCGGCUACAAGGAUGGGCAGCUGUUUUCACAAAGUCAGCCAACCUCUUGCUUCCAAAUGACCCUUAUCCAGAAGUAUCUGUGAGUGCCUCAUCAGCAGAAAGUAAAGUGGAGAACUACCUCUCAGAGAAAAACGCACACAUAAGAAAAGCGACCCACUUCAGUACUGGAAAGAACAUCCUAAUCUGUUUCCCUCUAUGGCUGCUGUUGCGAUCCCAGUGUGCCCCCUGUAGCUCUGUGGACAGUUUUUGAUUUGUUUACAUCUCACCCCAACCGGUCGCAGCAGAUGGCUGCCCCUCCCUGAGCCUGGUUCUGCCGGAGGUUUCUUCCUGUCAAAAGGGAGUUUUUCCUUCCCACUGUCGCCAAAGUGCUUGCUCAUAGGGGGUCAUAUGAUUGUUGGGUUUAUCUAUAUACAUUAAUGCUUGUAUGCUUUUCAUUUAUACUUUUGCUUUACUCUUCAGUUCAUAAUAUAAAGUUACUUGAAUGGUUUCUUUUUCCUUUUUUAUUUUAUAUUGCUUUGCUGUUUACCACAACCUAAAUAUCAUGUUCAAAUGUAUUACAUUAUUGUAAAUGGUAUUUGUACAAAAUAUAGUUUGAAUAAGAUAAGAUACCUUUAUUAGUCCCACAAGGGGAAAUUUCAUAAUUUGCAUGUGGUAUUUUCCCCUUUCACAUUAAAAUACCUUUGAAAUACAAAUUGAAUACCGCUUAAUGGCCUUUUUUUUUCUACCAAGA
Messenger RNA from Oreochromis niloticus (Nile tilapia), 2400 nucleotides. RefSeq lists its product as uncharacterized. The transcript has 4 exons. Bases 32 to 1159 code for a protein of 375 amino acids. Gene Ontology annotation, molecular function: catalytic activity. The record is from RefSeq and is a predicted model, not a curated record. Lineage: Eukaryota; Metazoa; Chordata; Actinopteri; Cichliformes; Cichlidae.